Molecule: messenger RNA, 601 nt
Organism: Anopheles darlingi
Lineage: Eukaryota; Metazoa; Arthropoda; Insecta; Diptera; Culicidae
Exons: 2
Coding region: 229-594 (121 amino acids)
Source: RefSeq, a predicted model, not a curated record
GAGCAAGAGAGAACUCGGGCAGCCCGCAAGUUCCGGACUUCAAGAUUCGUAGAAUUUAAUUAAGUUUUUCCACUCUCCCGGUGAACACUAGCAGCAGCAGCAGCAGCAGCAGCAGCGAUCAGAACAGACACGAGCACGACGAUAAGACGACGAGACGGCCAGCACACCCCCUCCUACCCCCGUUUUUCCUCUCCAAUUCAAGGCAACUCUUCUUCGGAAUCUUCGGGAAUGUCGCUAAAGUGGAUCGUUCCGGUGGUGCUAGUGCUAGUGGCCGUCACCACAUGGACGAUGGGCCAGGAGUCCCAACAACCGGCGGAUGAGCUGGUGGAUCAGCUGGGUGGCGGCGGUCUGGUGGCCGCUCAGCACCGGGCGCUGGUGCUGCACGUGCUGACGCAGCGUGCGGCCAGCGUACCGGCCGAGAAUGCGGACACGGUCGCCGCCAUACUGGGCGAAUCGGAACAUCAGCUCGAUGCGUGCGAGGCAGCCCUCGCCGUCCACCAGCAGCUCUGGCAGUACAAGGUGUGCGCCUCGGCCGUCCAGCGCCAGGGGUUGGCCUCGCUGAAUGGGCUCCAGGCGACGGCCGGUUCUGCCUGAGUCGCAC